AUGGAUAGUGCUAUUCAAAGAGAUGGGCGACUCUUAGAUCUGACUGAUGAUGCCUGGAGAGAGGAUCGACUUCCAUAUGAAGAUGUCACAAUUCCUUUGAGUGAACUUCCUGAAGCUGAGCAAGAUAACGGUGGAUCCACGGAGUCAGUGAAAGAACAAGAGAUGAAGUGGACUGACUUGGCCUUGCAAAGUCUUCAUGAAAAUACACCCAACACUGGGAGCUGA
This is a messenger RNA of Knipowitschia caucasica, 225 nucleotides long. Lineage: Eukaryota; Metazoa; Chordata; Actinopteri; Gobiiformes; Gobiidae. The record is from the annotation of a GenBank genome assembly.